UAACACGCAACUGCUUCCCCAAGCAACCACUCGUUCCUAGUUCUGACGUGAAAGUAAACGUUUGUAAAUUACAUAAGUUUCAAACAGACACGUAUGCUUAAAUUGCAACAUAAAGCCUAUGUACUAAACUACGUGCUAGCAUGUAAACUGUUUUGUUGAUGUAGAUUGACAUUUCAAAAUUAAACGAAUUAAAAUGCUGCACACUUAGCUACUUUCGUCAUCAUGGUCCUAAAGCCUUCCCCCAUCCAGCAGCCACUCACUGUUUCACUCCGUAAAUGCAAUCGUGUACCAGACAUUUUCCCGACCCUUAUCGGCCAAGCAUUUAUGUCCUAAUUCAGGAACAAAGAUGGCCUCAUCAAAGCAGGGCAACCCAGCUCUAACAGAGCAAGGCACUCCUCCCUUGCGAAAUAAAGAAAGUGCAGUAGAAGUGGAAGUGGUGCUGGAUGAACAGCCCAUAACAAGACGUACUCGAGGCCGGCCUCCAAAAGCAAAACCUUUCAAAUGCCCUUCAUGUACAGAGGUUUUCAGGAGUGUGUUAACUCUACGGAGCCACAAAUUGACCGCCCACGCAAAAGAGCGUCCGCAGCAACACACAUGCUCUCAGUGUACCAAGACCUUCUCAAGCAAGGCUCAGCUCUCAAAGCAUGAACGCACUCACUCAGCCCAGCGGCCAUUUCAGUGUCCUGAUUGUCACAAGGCAUAUAAGACCCCAACGGAGCUACGCAACCACAGUCGCUCCCACACUGGAGAGAAACCGUUCAUUUGCAUAGAGUGCGGGAAGGCCUUCAUGCAGGCAAUCUGCCUGAGGAUCCAUAUGACGCAGCACAGCGGAGAGCGCCCUUACUCCUGCCGUCAGUGCUCUAAGAGCUACCCCACUCUGUCUAAACUAAAGGUGCACAUGCGCUCUCACACAGGAGAAAAGCCAUAUUUCUGCGCCGAAUGCGGCAAGAGUUUUGCAGACCCCUCUGUGUUCCGUAAACAUCGAAGGAACCACCAGGGCCAUCGACCGUACGCCUGUGAGGAGUGUGGGAAGACGUACACUGAGCUGAAGGACCUAAAAAACCAUGAGCGCUCCCACACUGGAGAAAAACCAUACCUGUGUUCAGACUGUGGCAAAGCCUUCUCUCGCUCCUCCUCCCUGGCUUGCCAUCAGCGUAUUCAUUCCCAGAAUAAACCCUAUCAGUGUGAGCAGUGUGGCAAAGGCUUCACCCAACUGUCCUCCUACCAAUCUCACCUCCGGACUCACUCUGGUGAGAAGCCUUUUCUCUGUCCACAGUGUGGCAAGAUGUUUUCAGACCCUUCCAGUUUCCGUCGCCACCAAAGAGCUCAUCUGGGCUUUAAGCCCUACCCUUGCGAUAAGUGCUCCAAGAGGUUUAGGCAGCCGGCGGAUCUGGCUGUGCAUGAGCGUGUUCAUUCAGGGGAGAGACCUUACAAGUGCCAGAGCUGUGACAAGGCCUUUGUGGCAUCGUGGGACCUGAAGCGCCACAUGCUUGUACACACAGGGCUACGGCCUUUUUCGUGCACCGAGUGUGACAAGUCUUUUGCAGAGCGCUCCAGUCUUAACAAACACCGGCGUGUGCACUCUGGAGAGAGGCCCUUCAAAUGUGAGGAGUGUCCAAAGUCCUUUGUUGUGUCCUCCAGCUUGCGCAAACAUAAAGGAACUCACCUCGCCGAGCAUUCUGAGCAGCAGCAGCAACAACCGCUACAACAGGAAACAGGGGAUGAGCCCGCUGCAGGCUUCCCUAGCCACACAACUCUCCCUCAGUUUUCCUGUACACACUGUGAUGCGACUUUUGGAACAUGGGAUGAAGUUCAGACCCACGAAAGCCGUCAUCAAAUCGACUCCUCACCCGUGACUGUGACAAAAAUGGUGUCGCUGGGCUCGCACGUCUGUGACACCUGCCAGGCAGAGUUUGCACAGCUGGCAGAUUUACAGGAGCACGAGAAGCAGCACCCCAAACCCAGGCCUCAUGUUUGCAACAGCUGUGGCAAAGGCUUCCUCAACAAAUCUGGACUUCGUAAACACCAGAAGAUCCACUCCACCAACAAACCCCACAGCUGCCCUCACUGUGGCAAAGCCUUUCUGUUUGCUGCCUACCUUCGCAAGCACUUACGGACUCAUGGAGAAAACGCUGCCACUCCCCAACAUCUCACCGACCUGAACAUUAUUCACACAGACCCACUUCCUUCUCCUCCUCCACCCAGCGAGGUCUCCCCUACCACUGUGGAAACCAGCACCAUAUCCCUGAUGGUGCCAGUAACUGUACCUGUGACUUUUCAGAGCCUGCCAGAGUAUUUGGUCAAAGAAGAGGGACUUUAAACUUCCUGAUCUUUCAUGUAAACUAUUCUCAUUGAUUUGUAUUGUUUGCCAUCGUAUGACAUUAUUUUAACAUCAGUUUUUUUUUUACAUUUAAAACAUUAAAAUAAUAUAAUCAAUGUAAAAGAAACACUUCUAUGUUGUAAAUUUGUCUUAAUUUUGCAAUUAUAUAUCAUUAACAACUUGUUACUUGUUUUUAUAGUAUUUUAAGUGUAGCUCAUCAUAGUAUUCUUUUCACCUUUUCAGUUUCCAAAGAUAAUUUCAUUAACUGCCAACUCUCACAAGAAAUUGCUCCAGGACAGUUUCCAAAACUCUGUAUUUAAAAAAAAUAAGAUUAUUAAAAAUGUUUUAUGUUUCCUGAGCAGUGAGCCCUGUUCUACCUUGACAUAUACUGUAUAUACCUUGUAUAAAAAAGUAUUCAUAUAUCCAUACAGUAUUCUUCCUUUUCGUAUGCAUGAGCAGCAUUUUAAAUAAUUGCCCAUGAAAUGUAUUUUCAGACUCUGGUCAAACGAUGGCACACAAACUGAUAAUUAUGGCAUUUUAUGCAAACCAAAAUAUAGUAAUGAACAAACCGUGAUAUAGUGUUACCUUGUUCUAAUGCCCUCUACUGUAAUUGUCAAGGUAUCAAUGAAUAAAGAGUAUUAUAUUUUUGUACACAAA
Cynoglossus semilaevis (tongue sole) is the source of this 2977-nucleotide messenger RNA. It is a transcript of the gene znf668, whose product is annotated as zinc finger protein 668. Gene Ontology annotation, molecular function: DNA-binding transcription factor activity, RNA polymerase II-specific; RNA polymerase II cis-regulatory region sequence-specific DNA binding. NCBI's taxonomy places the organism in Eukaryota, Metazoa, Chordata, Actinopteri, Pleuronectiformes, Cynoglossidae. The record is from RefSeq and is a predicted model, not a curated record. The transcript has 2 exons. The coding region runs from base 347 to 2320 and encodes 657 amino acids. Gene Ontology annotation, biological process: regulation of DNA-templated transcription.